GUGAGGUUUGAAAAGUUGUAAAGAACUGGCUAUCCCUUACUCUUUCUUCAACCGACGAGAAACUAUUGAGAGAGAAAGGAUACUGGGCAGAAAGUUAACAGCCUAAGCGUCUUGUGUGCCAUUUGUCAUCUCCGACACAGCACAUUCUUGUGAUAUUUACAGUCACAGGAUAUUUCAACUUACAGCAGUGGUCAGUAGGCAGACAUCCAUUUGUGCUGAACUUCAGGAAACAUAGCCUAGGCUAGCCUACUCCUCUAAAAUGGCAUGCGGAGGAACUGCUAACGAUGAGCAGAUUACAGAGGCUAUCAUGAUGAGGGUUGUGAAGGAUGAGCUGAAGGAAGUGCCCGCAGAGAUAGUGCCCCCUCUUCCUGAGCCGAAGCCUCUGCAUGCCAAAGAUGAGAUACUGACAGCCCAGCUGGCUCAAACCAUCAAAAUCAUUGGGGAUGAUCUUGUGAAGCACAAAGCCCUGAAUGACACGAUAGAUGGGUUUGCCAGAAAAAUCCUUGGAAGUCCGAAAGACACAGGAAUCUACAAGAAGCUGGUGAUGCAGGUGUUUGCUGAUGGAAACAUUAACUGGGGAAGGAUUGUCGUUUUAUUCUACGCCAUAGCAAAGUUGGCUGGAAAGAUGUUGUGGGCUCGUUUGCCUGAACGGGUCACAGAAAUGAUCUCCUGGACUCUGGAUUACUUCAAGCAGCACUUACUAAGCUGGGUCCUCAAGAUGGGAGGAUGGAUAUGUAGCAUUGCUUCAAUUGCAUGCUUCCGGAUUGAGAGUCUACCAGCACUGUACCCACCAGAGCAGUCAGCUUUACCUGUUCUUGGCAUUACCUGUUUUGUUGGUGGAAUUGCUUUGGGUAGCUGCGUUGUACUCUGGCUAACAGGCAAAGGAAAACACUGAGAGAGAAGAAAGGGGAUGAGAGGCUGAGACAAACUUGCAAUGAACAAGAUUCUUUGAAGAUUCUGAAAUGGAUGACUUUUUUUAGUACGCUUUCCAAGUAGGAGAGUAUUUUUGUCGUAGCAUAGUCAUAGCAUAGGACACUAUAUUUUGAAUCGAUACAGAGUUUCCACAUUUCUAUGUGAAUUUCAUCCAUAUCUUUUAGAGAGGAAUUUCAAGGGCUAAAAUGAAACAUUGUACCAGCAAUCCUAGAAUAGUUAGCAGCUGUUUCCUAGAAUAGUUACAGGGUUCAAAUCACUUAAGUGCCAUACAUAAAUGAUAAAUGAAGAAUAGUGACAGAUUUUAUCAGGUAACUUGGAAUCUACCUCUUUGCUCCAAGCUAGUAAUUUUUUUAUUUUGCAUUCAUGUCUUGUUUCUUUUUUCUUUUUCUAUUAAUUGCAAACAGUUUACAUUAUAAAGGACUGUUCUAGAUUUAAUGAAUGAACAGAGGAUCCUUUUUUUAUUCCUGUUUUGUGCAAUAUUUAAGCAAUCAACUGAACAAUUUGAUUUCCAAAGUGAUAUGAUGUUGCAUAUUUGAAACUGUUUUAUAUGACAAGUAGAAUUCAUAUCCCAGUGCUUCCUGGUACAAAACUCAUUAUUAUUUACCUGAAGGACUAUUAUGAAUUUAAUGUGGGUUAAUUUAAAGAAAUAUUUUGAGAUAUUUAAAAUAUUUAAGUCAUCACUAAAUUGAAUGCCAAAGUGAAACAACAGACACAUAUAAUGUUGCAUACAGUAUGUUAUCUGUUUUUAUAUGACAAAUAGAAUACUUAUCCAAUG
Molecule: messenger RNA, 1708 nt
Organism: Sardina pilchardus (European sardine)
Lineage: Eukaryota; Metazoa; Chordata; Actinopteri; Clupeiformes; Clupeidae
Product: apoptosis regulator BAX-like
Exons: 6
Coding region: 260-895 (211 amino acids)
Biological process (GO): intrinsic apoptotic signaling pathway in response to DNA damage; extrinsic apoptotic signaling pathway in absence of ligand; positive regulation of apoptotic process
Cellular component (GO): mitochondrial outer membrane
Molecular function (GO): channel activity; protein homodimerization activity; protein heterodimerization activity
Source: RefSeq, a predicted model, not a curated record